GACGCAUUUUGGCGCAUGCGUGGGCCGGUUGCGCGACAGACCGACAAAGGUGGCGAAGCUCGGGAGGUUUAAUCGACUUAAAAACGUUAAAAAAAAAAUGCUGAAAGAGUUGGUGAAGGAGCGACUCAUGGCGGCGGCUGAUGAAAUAUUCGCGCUGUUUGAAAGAACCAUCGCGUCGUACGAGGAGGAACUUUCUAGAACACGAGAAGAGAAGGAGCGACUGCGACAACAACUGGAAUUUGGUUGCCAGACUCGCGUUGUGUCACAAAUGGAAGACGUCCAGCAUUGUGAAGAAGAACAUCCCCAUCAGUCUCGGUGGGGGACUUUCACUUUGAAGCAGGAGGAGCCACAGCCCCCCCACAUUAAAGAGGAAGAGGAGGAACUCUCGAUCUCUCGGGAGGGAGAGUGUGGACCUGAAGAGGCUGGUCUCUCCAAGUUGCAACUGAGAGUUAUCUCUGUGAAGACCGAAGACCAUGAAGAGAAACCACCCGAGUCCUCGCAGCCUCGUCGCAGUCCAAGGGAGGAGAACGGAGGGGCGGAGCCUCCAGGCUGCAGCCGUGACGGGAACGGCGGCCAAGAACCUUUGAGCAGCGACACACACUGUGAAGGUGACGCCAGGACUCAAACUGACGACACACAUUCUAAAUGCUGCAAAAAGAGGAGAGACGUCCAGCAGCGGAUUGGUUGUCAAGAGGAACGUUUUCCUCAGUCUCAGGGGGGGACUUCCACUUUGAAGCAGGAGGAUCCGGAGCCCCCCUACAUUAAAGAGGAAGAGGAGGAACUCAGGAUUUCUCAGGAGGGAGAGUGUCUUCUAGGACUGAAUGAGGCUGAUCCCACCAAGUUGCAACUAAGCGGUGUCUCUGUGAAGACUGAAGACGGUGAGGAGAAACCACCCGAGUCCUCAGAGCUUCAUCACAGUCCAAGUGAGGAGAACAGAGGGGCGGAGCCUCCAGGCUGCGGCUCAUCACAACACAUGACAACAGAAGCUGAGGGAGACUACUGUGGAGCUCCUCUAUCAGAUAGCGACGACAUGACAUCACACCGCCCUGAGGAUGAAGACAGGAACGGCAACCAAGAACCUUUGAGCAGCGAUACAGACUGCGGAGGUGAUAUCACAACUCAAACUGACAACAAACAUUCUGAAUGCUCUCAAACAAAGACCGGUAAAAAACGUUUGAACUGCUCACUUUGUGGUAAAAACUAUACCUAUGAGUGUUUUUUGACCGAACACAUGAGAACUCACACAGGUGAAAAACCAUUCAGUUGUUCUGUUUGUGGCAACAGCUUUACUCGGAAAGGUGAAAUGAUAUCACACAUGAGAAAUGUCCAUGGAGAAAAAAUGUACAGUUGCUCAGUUUGCGGUGAAAUGUUUUUCUUUCAGAUCCAGUUGACCCGACACAUGAAACGACACACUGACAUACCUUUCAGUUGUUCUGUUUGCCAUGAAAUAUUCCCUCGCAGGGCAGAUCUGGUGUCGCAUGUGGUGAUUCACAAAGGCGAAACAUCUUUUAAAUGCUCAGUCUGUGAUAAAAGCUUUCCCACGGUGGCCCAGUUGGACACACACAUGAGAACACACACCGGAGAGAAACCUAGUUGCUCGCUUUGUGCUAAAACGUUUUCUAAUGGAUACUGUUUGAAUUCACACAUGAAAACGCACACCAGGGAAAAACCCUUUCGUUGCUCUGUUUGUGCGACAGACUUUGCUCAGCGAUCCAGUUUGAACGUACACAUGCGCCUUCACACCGGACUGAAACCUUUUUUUUGUUCGGUUUGUGGUGCAAAAUUUGCUCAGCGAACCAGUUUAAAUACACACGUGCAAAGUCACACCGGACAAAAACCUUUUAGUUGUUCCGUUUGUGCUAAAAGAUUUGGUCGCAAGUACUGUCUGAAAGUACACAUGCGCACUCACACUUGAGGGAGAAACCUUUUCCCCGCUGCUUUGUUUUGGGGGGUAUUCUAACCAGAAAAUAACAUCUUGUUCAUACGAUGCAUUUAAAAAUAAAAUUGCAAAAUUAAAUACAAACAAUUGAAGUACAGCAGACUGAGUGAACCUUCAUUAGCAGCUGUUGGGCAGUAAAGAAGGAGGUCUUGGUUUCUGAAUCUUUAUUUUCUCUGCCCUCAGUUCAGUUUUGAGUGUGUAGGUUUGGCCAUAAAUGUCGUUCUUUGUUUCACAUUGCCAAAGUAAACCGAGACAGAAUGAUUUUAGCUACUUCCCUGAGACUCUUUUGUUCAAUGCUGUUAGAAACGUCAAUGAAUUUAUAAAUUCAAUUUAAAACUGAUUAUGAACUGGUUGCGGUGCAUAUCUUGAGCCGUCCUCGACAUAGACAUGUUAUAAGUAGACGCAGCAUUGGCUGCUGUGACGCGAGAAAUUGGGCCGCCAUCUUGAAGUGGUGACGAGGAGCCGGCGAGCAGCCUAAACGAACAGUUGACAGAUAGAAAACAAAGAUGGUGUUCAGCGUUUUCCCGCUCAAAUGAGCGGACUGUUGAAAAUAGGAAUCAGGGGAUGACUUUUCACAAGUAAGAUUCAACAUUAACGUACCAUUGGUUGUAUUUUGUGAAAAUGAUAUUACCACAGAGUUGAGAAGGAGCAAAGAUCUUCAAUAGUACGGAAAUCGGAGCCGCUAGCAAACAAGAGUAUGACCAUAAUAGAAUUGCUUGUCAAUUAAAUUAAUUACAUUUCAAAAUAUCAUACUUGUCAUUCUCUGCAAACCUAUGGUGGCAUCAUGCCUUCAGUGUGCAUAUUGUAUAUAGUUCUCUGCAAACCUAUGAAAUGUUCUAUUUUGGCUUCAUUAUUUUGUCAGAAUGCACCAGAAUGCUUCAUUUGUAUGUGAAAAUCAGAAAGAAAUCUUCUGGGGGAGGAUGACGCCCCUACAGGGGUUUGCUUUACAAACUUUCAGCCCCACCUAAAACAAAAUUCACCAGCCGCCACUAGGGAUGAUGUUUGAUAAGGAAUUAUCGAGUUCGAGCCUAUUAUCGAAUCCUCUUAUCGAACCGAUUCCUUAUCGAUUCUCUUAUCGAGUCCAGAUAGGUUGUUGUAUAUGGAAAAAAACACACGAUUGAUUGAUUGAUUGAUUGAUUGACAAUAUUUGGUUUAACAAAAGCUCACUUUUAUUAUAUAAUAAA
Messenger RNA from Entelurus aequoreus (snake pipefish), 3123 nucleotides. Its product is annotated as oocyte zinc finger protein XlCOF22-like. Gene Ontology annotation, molecular function: RNA polymerase II cis-regulatory region sequence-specific DNA binding; DNA-binding transcription factor activity, RNA polymerase II-specific. The transcript is spliced from 3 exons. The record is from RefSeq and is a predicted model, not a curated record. Gene Ontology annotation, biological process: regulation of transcription by RNA polymerase II. NCBI's taxonomy places the organism in Eukaryota, Metazoa, Chordata, Actinopteri, Syngnathiformes, Syngnathidae. The coding region runs from base 98 to 1915 and encodes 605 amino acids.